Molecule: messenger RNA, 1632 nt
Organism: Blastomyces dermatitidis ER-3
Lineage: Eukaryota; Fungi; Ascomycota; Eurotiomycetes; Onygenales; Ajellomycetaceae
Product: AAT family amino acid transporter
Exons: 6
Coding region: 1-1632 (543 amino acids)
Biological process (GO): amino acid transmembrane transport
Cellular component (GO): membrane
Molecular function (GO): amino acid transmembrane transporter activity
Source: RefSeq, a predicted model, not a curated record
AUGGCAACUUCCGACCUGAAAUCCAACAGUAGUGGGGAUGCCCAAAAAGCGAUCGGUGUCGAGACGCAAAAUGCACCCCCAGAUGGACCCGUCAUCGUCGCGGAUAAGCUUGCGCGCAAGCUAUCGGCCCGUCAAGUGCAAAUGAUUGCAAUCGGAGGUACGAUUGGCACGGGAUUGUUCCUGGGGACGGGAAGGUCGCUGUCCACGGCUGGGCCUGCAUCUAUGCUCAUUUCAUAUGCGCUUGUGGGUGCCAUCGUAUUUAUAACCAUGCUGUCGCUUGGUGAGAUGGCAGCUUUUGUGCCCAUCGCUGGAUCAUUUUGCACAUAUGCUGGUCGAUUUGUUGAUGACGCCUUCGGGUUUGCUCUUACGUGGAACUACUGGCUUAACGACGCUGUGGCUACGGCAGCGGACCUCGUCGCGCUUCAGAUUCUACUGAAGUACUGGUCCGAUAACUUUCCUGGCUGGGCAUUCAGUUUGAUUUUUCUCUUUGUCCUCAUCGGGCUCAAUAUCGUCACUGUUCGAGCGUACGGAGAGAUCGAAUAUUGGCUCAGUCUCCUGAAAGUUGUCACUAUUGUCAUAUUCAUUAUACUUGGAGUUGCAGUUAACUGCGGCGGCAAUGUUGAUAGGCAGUACAUAGGAGGGAGGAAUUGGCGUAUCGGCGAUGCCCCCUUCGUCGGUGGAAUAGGCGGCUUUGCCUCCGUUUUCGUCACGGCUGCAUUCGCCUACGGGGGAACCGAAUCUAUCGCAGUCACUGCAGGGGAGACCCGAAACCCCGCCGUCACCCUUCCGAGAGUGGUCCGCAACGUUUUCUGGCGUAUAUUAAUAUUCUACAUCCUGGGCGUGCUAAUUAUCGGCCUAAACGUCCCAUACACAUAUCCCAAUCUCGCAAACAGGGAUACGCAAACCAGCCCCUUUACCAUUGUUUUCCAACAGGCCGGAAGCAGGGUAGCCGGCAGCUUCAUAAAUGCGGUAAUUAUGACGUCCGUUAUCUCUGCUGGUAAUCAUGCUUUGUUCGCUGGCUCUCGACUUAUGUACUCCCUGGCUGUGGAUCGCCAUGCUCCGGCCUUUUUGGGCAAAUUAAAUCGACAUCGCGUUCCGUGGGUUGCAGUGCUUGCCACCUCCGUUAUCAGCGGGCUCUGCUUUGGAUCUAGUUAUAUAGGCGCUGGGCAGCUAUGGACCUGGCUACAAAACAUCGUUGGUGUUUCCAAUCAAAUCUCCUGGAUGUCGAUUGGCAUUGCCUCUAUCCGAUUCCGCGCCGCCAUCAAGCGGCAAAACCUGGAGCAUUUCCUCCCCUUCAAAAAUUGGACAUACCCAUUUGGGCCGUACGCAUCGGUAAUUCUUAACGCCUUCAUCAUUCUUGUGCAGGGCUGGUCUUCGUUCAGCCCCCGAUUCAAAGCAGUUGAUUUUGUUAGCUUAUACAUCCAGAUACCUGUCAUGAUCGUAAUGAUUGCGGCAUGGAAAUUGAUUAAGCGGACCAAGUUUGUUCCGCUGGAUGAGAUGGACCUACUCACUGACCGAUACGAUGGUGGUGUUGAAGGAGAGGCUGCUGCGGAACUGCGGAAGAGGAAGCGAUUUAGAGACCAGUCCUCCCAGGAGAAGGCCAAGACGGUUGGAAUGUGGUUGUUCCUAUGA